This is a messenger RNA of Heterostelium album PN500, 993 nucleotides long. RefSeq lists its product as uncharacterized. The transcript is spliced from 6 exons. NCBI's taxonomy places the organism in Eukaryota, Evosea, Eumycetozoa, Acytosteliales, Acytosteliaceae. The coding region runs from base 1 to 993 and encodes 330 amino acids. The record is from RefSeq and is a predicted model, not a curated record.
AUGAUAUCUAAUAAAAAGAGAGGCAAUGAAGAUCUUCAAAUACAGAACGACACUGCAAUUCAAAAGAAAAAGAAGAAAACUAGUUAUGAAAGAAAAAGAGAUGGUGCUCAAAAAUUCUAUAAAGCGUUAAAAGAUCAUUUAUUGGAUAGAUAUUUAGUUUGUGAAAAAGAAGAAGUAGUUGAUGUCACCAUCUUUGAAAAAGGUGUCUUUAUUAGCAGUUUAAGGUCACAGUUUCCAAAAUAUGAUUGCCACAGUGAUAUGACUAUCACAAGUUAUAUCAAUGAGUUAAACAAUCAUUGUAAUACGAAUGUGCAAAGUAUGCAUGAUGAUGGUAGUAAGUCUAAUCACUCAAGAACUUUAGACAUCGUUACUGAUGAUAAUCUAACUGUUGAGCCAACUCGCAACAAUGCCAUUGGCAAAGUGAAAGAUACCAGCUUAUAUCCACUAUUCAAGGAAUCGAUAGAAAUUAAAGAUCGCAUAUCGUGUGUUGAACCAUUUCUAUUUGAUAUCUUUGAGAAAUUGAUUGAAUCUUUCAUAACAUUGAUAAAUAUGUCUGUCCCUGUAUUCUUUGAUCUCUCGGCCACAACCGAAUCAUCAUCAAAUACAACAACAACAACAACAACACCAUCAUCAACUACAUCAACGACAAUAGACGAUGAUAAAAUAGUUCAACCAUUACGAUAUGAAGAGAAAGGAUUACUAUUUAAAGAGGAUGGUACAAGUUGUCCUGUCACACAAAGAUAUAUUUAUUGUUACGAGCAUGAGAAGAUCAAAGUCUAUUUCGAUGGAAACCCACCAACACGGUUGUUACACUCUUUGGAUUUCGUUAAUUCUGCGCUUGCCACAGGACACCAUUGGUGUCCACCCGACAACUACGAUGCUACCUAUGAAUUUGUAUCUUCAUCGGAAUUCAAACUUACAUACUGCGUACAAGGUCCAAAGAAGAAUUACAGAAUGAUUACCACUUUUAAAAGAGGAGCAACUACAGAUUAA